Molecule: messenger RNA, 1181 nt
Organism: Prorocentrum cordatum
Lineage: Eukaryota; Dinophyceae; Prorocentrales; Prorocentraceae
Source: the annotation of a GenBank genome assembly
CCUGGAGCGCCCUCGGGGUCCCGGUCUCCGAGGGGGAAGGGCGCCUCCUCGAGAGAGCGUGCGCCCCCGCCAGGCUCGGCGGCGAGCGAUGGGGGGGGAAGCGAGGAGGCGACGGCCUGCUCAGAAGGCUCGGAGGUACCCGGCCGUCCGAGGAGUUUUCGAAGCCUUCCCCGAAGGCAGAGAACAGGCUUCCCAGAAGGCGCGAGGGCGUCUGAGAAGUCCCGCCGCCUUUGAGGAGGCCCUCUCCUUCUCUCGUUUCCCCCCCUCGCUCGCCGCCGACCAGUGGUGACCCCUCUCGGCAGUGCCCGGGAAGAGGGUCCAGGACCUGUUCCUGGAGGAGUCGGGGGCGCUGACCCCGAGGUCGGCCGCCGACCUCCGCGGGGUGAAGGAGGCCGGGCAGCGCCUGUUCGCUCCCGGCCUGGGGGGCAGCUACUCGGUGUGGAAGGAGCGGCCUCUCAGCCCCGAGCUGGUCAGGUACGCGGCCGCCGACGUGCGCUUCCUCCUUGGCAUGCGGAGGCACUGGAGCUUCGGCGACGCGGCCCGGGCGCAGGCGCUGGACGCUGCCGUGCGAGAGCGCAGCGCCGAGCGCAUCCGCGCGUUUGUGGCGCUGCCCGACGAGCGCGCGCUCGACCAGGCCGCGAAGAGGAUCCGCGACUUCGGCAUCCCUGGCGGCGGCGAGGGUUUCAACGAUACGGGCGCCACCAGCCAGAGAGUGGGCAUCCCGCAGAGCAAGCGCGGCCGCGUCAUCGGCAAGGGCGGCUCCACGAGGCUGGCGAUCGAGGCCCAGUCUGGGGCCAGAGUUGUCCUGAGGGAGAGCGAGGACUGCCUCCUGCUGGGCCAGCCGGAGCAGGUCCAGGAGGCCGCGAGGAUAAUCCUAGAGCUGGUCUCGUGACCGUCCACCCGCAUGACAGCGCCGCGAGGGAGGGGGUCCCUGGACAGGCUUGGGGGCCCCGCGGACGACAGUGCGGCCUCCUGUCGAGAUCCCAGGUCGGAGCAGCGUUCGAUGCCCCAUACUACUGGCGCAACUAAGAUCGAGGUUGUUUUUGCUGUCGCUCUACCGAGCUGCCUGCGGCAAGUCCCGCCGUCGUGCCAGCCCAGAAUUCUGGGUGGCGACUGUUCGAGGGGGCACGGGAGGCCGUCACGUGUGACCACUCGUGUUCCUAGGCUUGGUGGAACCGUGA